Carassius gibelio (silver crucian carp) is the source of this 6503-nucleotide messenger RNA. Its product is annotated as double-stranded RNA-specific editase 1. Gene Ontology annotation, molecular function: double-stranded RNA binding; tRNA-specific adenosine deaminase activity; double-stranded RNA adenosine deaminase activity. The record is from RefSeq and is a predicted model, not a curated record. The transcript is spliced from 13 exons. The coding region runs from base 431 to 2521 and encodes 696 amino acids. Gene Ontology annotation, cellular component: cytoplasm; nucleolus. Gene Ontology annotation, biological process: adenosine to inosine editing; RNA processing. Lineage: Eukaryota; Metazoa; Chordata; Actinopteri; Cypriniformes; Cyprinidae.
ACGUUGCGCGCUGCAGACUGGCGACCCCGCGAGAGUAUUCUAGGCCGCUCGUGUGAUCAAACAGAGCCACUCCGUUCCUGGGAACAACAUCGAGAUUAGAGCUGGGCUCCCAACUUUAUUCCAAUGGUGGACGGGGUGCUUUGAAUCUGUAUUGAGGUGCCGAUAGCCUCAUUCGCGCCAAUCCUGACUGAACUCUUGGCCUCGUGCCCACACAUUGUUCCCUGGCUCCACCUGAACACCCUAGAACAGGAAGAAGUGGACACUCGCAGCAGGAAGAUCUUGUUCAAGGCUAUAAGAGUUUGGAGCAACAUCCGCUGCUUUAUAAUAGCAGGCUUGGUGAUCAAGCGUUAGAGCUGCUCUGAGGGCCAGUGGAAACCCAGGUGUGGCCAGGGCUCAGCAAGCGCAGGGCCAAUCAAGGCGUUUCACAACCAUGGAUGUUGAUGAGGAGGAGAACAUGAGUUCAUGCAGCACCGACGUAAAGGAAAACCGCAACCUGGACAACGUCUCUUCUAAGGAGGGAGCUGGCCUGGUGGAGCAGCUCCCCAAUGGUAGUGGAGGAGGGGGUCGCAAGCGGCCCCUGGAGGAGGGCAACAAUGGCCACGCGCACUCCAAAUUCAGAGCCAAGAAACGUAAGAAAACGCCAGGGCCGGUUCUGCCCAAGAACGCUCUGAUGCAGCUGAACGAGAUCAAACCGGGUCUCCAGUACAAGCUGCUCUCGCAGACCGGCCCAGUCCACGCGCCAGUCUUCGUCAUGACUGUUGAAGUAAACGGUCAGUUGUUCGAGGGCUCGGGGCCUACAAAGAAAAAGGCCAAGCUGAACGCCGCCGAGAAGGCACUGCGCUCCUUUGUGCAGUUCCCAAAUGCAUCUGAGGCGCACCUGGCCAUGGGCCGUACUCUCACCGUCAACACGGAUUUCACCUCCGACCAGGCUGACUUCCCUGACAUGCUUUUCAACGGGUUUGAGACGCCGGCACCGUCUGAGGAAACGUUUUUUCUGGGCUCCAACGGCAACGGCUCCUUAAAACCGCUGGGAGAGUAUCCUGUGCCCCAGGUGCCAGGUACCAACAGCCUCGUGCAGGCGCCGCUGCCACCACCCUCCUCCUCGACCAGCGGCAAAAACCCUGUCAUGAUUCUCAACGAGCUGCGGCCGGGCCUCAAAUACGAGUUCGUGUCAGAGAGCGGGGAGAGCCACGCUAAGAACUUUGUGAUGUCGGUGACCGUGGACUUGCAGACCUUUGAGGGCUCAGGCCGAAAUAAGAAACUUGCUAAAGCCAGGGCUGCCCAAGCGGCUCUGUCGGCGCUCUUCAACAUGCAACUGGACCAGACCCCGUCCCGCCAACCCAUCCCAAGAGAAGGGCUACAGCUGCACCUGCCGCAGGUCCUUGCAGAUGCCGUUUCUCGUCUGGUAGUGGACAAAUUCAGCGAGCUCACUGACAACUUCACAUCUCCACAUGCACGACGGAAAGUUCUGGCUGGUGUGGUCAUGACAACAGGCACCGAUGUCAAGGACGCUCAGGUCAUCUGCGUCUCCACGGGAACCAAGUGUAUAAACGGGGAGUAUAUGAGCGACCGUGGCCUGGCGCUCAACGACUGUCACGCUGAAAUCAUCGCUCGCCGCUCUCUGAUCAGGUAUCUCUACAUGCAGCUGGAGCACUUCUUAAGUAACAAUAAAGAGGAGCACCAAAAGUCCAUAUUCACGCAGUGUGACAAGCGUGGCUUCCGGCUGAAAGACAACGUCCAGUUUCAUCUUUAUAUCAGCACAUCGCCCUGCGGAGAUGCCCGGAUCUUCUCUCCUCACGAGGCGGGUGUCGAGGACCAGGGAGACAGACACCCGAACAGGAAGGCAAGGGGCCAGCUGAGGACCAAGAUCGAGUCUGGAGAGGGAACCAUCCCGGUGCGCUCUAGCAACACCAUCCAGACGUGGGACGGAGUCCUGCAGGGCGAGCGGCUCCUUACGAUGUCCUGCAGUGACAAAAUCGCAAGGUGGAACGUGGUGGGCAUCCAGGGCUCUCUAAUGAGCUACUUCACUGAGCCCAUCUACUUCUCCAGCAUCAUCCUGGGCAGCCUGUAUCACGCUGAUCAUCUCUCUCGAGCCAUGUACCAGCGGAUCGCUGACAUCGAAGACCUGCCCCAACAAUUCGCCCUCAACCGCCCCCUGCUCAGCGGAAUCAGUAAUGCUGAGGCCCGGCAGCCAGGAAAGGCUCCCAACUUCAGUGUGAACUGGACGGUGGGAGAUCAGGCUCUAGAAGUUAUUAACGCCACCACAGGCAAGGAUGACAUGGGCAGAGCCUCACGUCUCUGUAAGCACGCCCUAUACAGCCGCUGGGUGCGACUACACUCUAAGCUUUCGUCGACUCUCCGAAUCAAAGUGCCCAAGCCCAGCUCGUAUCACGAAGCCAAACAAGCAGCAGUGGAGUACCAUACGGCCAAACAAACCCUCAUCAAGGCCUUUCACAAAGCGGGUCUGGGCGCCUGGGUGAAAAAACCCAUAGAACAGGACCAGUUCUCACUGAACUCUUGAAGAGGGAACAUAAAAACACCAGGACAUGACAACGACCAGCUGUUAAUACUUCACUUGAUGUGUGGGGAUGUGUGUAUGUGUGUGUGAUGCUGUUUGUUCUCAGACAAACCAAGAGCCCUUUAGUGUCUGUCAUUUUGCUCUCUUUGUGUGAAUCAUGACUCUGCCUUUUUAAUUUGUAAUGUAGAAUCCGAUUUUCAUUUAAUGUAUGUUUGUUUUAAAGUUAGCGGCAUUAGCCUUUAGCAGAUAAUAGGACGUAAUGUCAUUUGUAACUGGAAAAAUGUUUUGUUUUUUUAGUUUUUUGUGAGAGGGUUAUUCUGAAAAAACCUAGAUGCCGUAAACAUGCAUGUUACGUGGCUUCAGGUCGACCACACCGCUGUGCGCACGGGUCUGAUGGUUUCCUGGUCCAGCCUUCCCAAAUGCUGGCUCACCUUUUUUAGCAUGGUUCUCCUUGAUAUGCAAAACAUAAGCAUCUUUAUAUUUUUAUUCCAUACCCUCCGGAUUUUAGAAGGGGAAGAAAUUCUAUCACAUAGAUCCUAACGAUACGGCAUGGUCCCUUUAGAUUGACAAACUUAUUUUGUCAGGACUUUUAUUGUAGAAAUAGCGUAUGCCGUCUUUUUAGUAAAAUAGAUUUCAGAUUUUAAUUUGACCUCGGAGGGAAACUUGAAUUUUUGCAUAUGGUUCGUACAUAAGCUGUAUUCCCAAACAGUGAUAGAAUUGGAGUAGUCUUAUGGAUGCAACCAAAGUGCAUUGAUGUUAUUAAACAAUGUGUCGUGGAUGUUAAAAUUUCUCAGAGGUCUUAAAUGCAUGUGCAAAUUAACAUAAGGCUCAAAGAAAGCCCUUUAUUCUGGGUUUAAUACUUUACUGGCCUAUAAUGGGACCAUUAGAAGCCCUACUUUUAGGUGUCUACACUGUACUGACUUUGAGCUCCAUGGAGUCCAUCGAAUCACUCAAACCAAACCGCAGAUUUCCCAGUGAACCUGAUCUGCUAAUGUAAAUGAGUUACACAUAUGUUAAAGGAAUAGUUCAUCCAAAUAUGAAAAUGAAUAUCAAGAUUUCCAAAUUGUCUAAAGCUUCGCAUAAAGAAUAGACCAAACCUGGAAUCAUGAUCCAUUUGAAACAUGCAGGUGAGUCUAUUUCUGGAUGAGCUCUUCCUUCAACAUUCAUGCCACAUUUAGUCAUUGCAGGUUUGAGAGCAGGGAUUGUGGGAGUUUUUCAAGAUGGCAGAAUGGUCAGUAAUAUGCACGUUUAUUAUUGACAAAGCCAUCUCUGCAUGCGGAAGCGAGGGUUUGCAGAGGCGACUCUGACUUUCACUUUAUCCUUGUGUCUUGUUUGAUAAUUUGGUUUAUUUCCUGCAUAGACCUGAAUGCCUACACACUUCAAGACUGAAUUCAGUUGUGUCCUUGAGGAUAAGGUUUCCCCUCUGCAGACUUGUGCUGUAGGAAGGUCUGAGCCAGGAGCUCAGGUGCUCUUUGAUUUAUGACUUAUCCAGUGUAGCAUGUUUGACUGGUAAGGUUUUUCUAUACCGAUCAUUCAUUUUUAAAGUUUGGCUUUGGUGGUUUUCGGAUUCCAGGAGUGUUGCUGUAUAAUAUAAACUCCUGUUGGGAUUUAUAUAACAUUUCAGUCAUAAUUUUACACUUAAAAAGAAAAGAUACAAGGCUGCAUUAGUAUUUAAAGGAGUAGUUGACCCAGAAAUGAAAAUUAUGUGAUGCACUCACCCUCUAACUCUCAUUUAUGCUGUAAGUUGAGCUCAAAAAAGACAAAACAUCACCAUAAAACCAGCAUAACGUUACUCUAUAUGUAUAUUUUUCACUUUCUCUAUAUGACCAGAGCAUUUUAUGUUAGAUUUUGGGAAACUUUUUGUAUGAGAAAUUGACUGAAAUAUGUAAGGAAUUAUUCAGUAGAAUCACAGUGUUGAAUAUGCAGUACAGUUUUGUUCAAAGUUUUGCGCUGUGGAUCAAAAAAAAAAAAGGAACAAUUGUGAAAUAUUAUUACAAUUUAAAAUAACUGAUAUAUAUUUUCAUAUAUCUUAAAAUGUAAUCUAUUCCUGUGAUGUCAAAGCUGAAUUAUCAGCACCAUUCCUCCAGUCUUCAGUGCCAUGCAAUCCUUCAGAUCCUAAUAUGCUCAUUUGGUGCUCAAAAAAAAAAAAAAUGGAAUUAUCAAUGUGGACAACAUGCAGUUUAACAUUUCAUUGAAAUAUAAAUCUUUUUUUAACAAUGCAAAUGUCUUUAAUGUCACUUUUGAGCAAUUCAGUGCAUACUUAAUGAAUGAAUGUAUUCAUUUUUUAUUAAUAUUAUUUACUGACCCCAAACUUUUGACAUCUGAGAGCUGCAGCAGAAGGAAAGAUUUACAAUCAAUAAAGUCUUGAAUAUCGAAUAUUGACUACUAUAAAUGUUAUUUAGUAGGUCAGUGGUCUUUAUUGGGGGGUACAGCUGCAUUAAGAUUGUUUAAAAGCAUGGCGCCGAUAGCCUCGUGGGCAGCGCGUCCCGAGUUCAAAUCCCAGCUCAAGGACCUUUCCCAAUCCCACUUCACUUCCUGUCAGAUCUAAACGGUCCUAUCAUAAUAAAGGCAACAACGCCAAAAAUAAAUCUUACAAAAAAAAAAAAAGAAAGAUUGCAUACUGACUUGGAAUGGUGAUUUUAGAAAGGUCAACUAUUUCUUUAAAUCUUCAAAUAAUUCAAAGUACUGAUAGUCACAGAGCCUGAGACUUCCAUGAAACCAGACCUCCGUCAUUCCCCUCGAUGGCAUCAGGUUUCUCCAGCAGGUUUCUUUUUGAUUUUAAACCUUUCAAAUAAACCAGCAGUAUGCGUGUUUCUCCUUUCAUUGGUUCGAGUGUGUUCGUUUGUGCAACUGCUGCUGAGCCCAGUUGGCAUUCUGCAGAGACAUCAUGGCAACAAGACUGAGAGAUUGCUGUGGAAUCUUCACCAAAGAUGUCAAUUUCUUUUCCCUUUGAAGCAUUUAAACCAACGGAGACUAUUUUUUAAAAGACACGAAGGUUAUUGGUGCAAAGAUUGUUCAGCAUUUUACAGUUCUGCCUUGUCUGAAUUUUGUUCGUUCACUCUAAUGUAUUUUUGUUUUUUUAUGUGCACGUUCGAGUUGGGUCAGUCAGGACUGGCUUUGGGACGCGCUCUUCAUUAUUCUCAGUAUUCUGGUACACGGUGGAUGCACUGCUGUAAAUAUAUUGUGACCCUCUCUGAUGCUGUUACAGUAGACUCCUUGCAUAUGUAUUACUAAUUUUCAUUUUCCACUCAAAAAGCAACAUGCAUUUUGGUUUUAGGGACUUUAAAUGCAAGAACGGCCGUGUCCUUGCAGAGUGCUGUAAUGUAUUUCUGACAGACCUGUAUGAGCGUAUGGGGAUCUGCAGUACUGUAAUGAUUAAUGACUGUAGACUUUGACUGCUUUUGCUCUAAUGGAAACGAUUACAGACUGAAAUUAAUGAGCACAGUCGGUUCUACAUAAAUGUGGCUCAGCAAAAAGUAGCUCUUUUUGCUGGUGACACUUUUCAAGGACGGGAGACUUUGGAGAUUUUUCUUUUGCAUCAUCCUAAUUUCGUCUUCACCUUCUCUUCGGCUUUCAUCUUCUGUCACGGGGGAUUUUUAUGGCGUGAGACGCCAGCUGAUGAUGUCACGAUUUUUUCCUGUUUAUGAUUUCUACUUUUUGGGAAUCUGAGCCGUGUCUUAGCGAGGAGUCCUCCUGGUCCUGGUCAGCCCGUUUCUAACCGUCUUGUGAUUUGGUGCCUGUACAGUGGAGUCCGGCGGUGGUCCAGCUCGGUCUCAACUCGAUCUCGGUCCACCCCGUCUUUUGCCUGUCCUUCGUAAUAUCCACAUGGGUCACCUGCAUGAGCUACUUCACCGAAGCUGCACCCAGCAUGACGACAUAAGGACUUGUAUGUAGAAAAAGGAACAAAAAAUAGAUCUAUAUAUACAUAAGUCAAAAGAAAAAAAAAUUAAAAGAGCGAGAAAGGAAUAAAAAAGAUCUUAGUUUA